Messenger RNA from Solanum pennellii, 1501 nucleotides. RefSeq lists its product as uncharacterized. Lineage: Eukaryota; Viridiplantae; Streptophyta; Magnoliopsida; Solanales; Solanaceae. Bases 368 to 892 code for a protein of 174 amino acids. The record is from RefSeq and is a predicted model, not a curated record. The transcript is spliced from 2 exons.
ACCUCAAAAACAAACUUUUUUUUUUGUGGAGCACACAAAUUAAAUAGAACUAUCAUUUUUGUCUUUUUCUAUCUAGUUUGAUAUCAAUCUAUGUAUUAAAUUCAUUGAUAAACUCUGUUUUUCUUGUUUCUAUUGAGAUUUGAGAUAGAGGAAGUGUUGAAAUUUUCGUAAUUUUUUUCUUUAUGGAUACGUGUAUUGUUCAUGAGGUAAAAAGCGAGGAAGAAAGCGAGUGGGAGAAGGAUUCGUUAUAAGUUGAGUAAACAUCAAAUCUGAUAAGAAGAAGAAAAAGCAAUAAUUAUAAUUUUUGCGAACUUCGCUGCAUAAAUUUAUAUCUUCGUUUCCGUAUAUGCUUGAUUGACGAGUAACGAUGUCGAUAAUCAGUGAAUCAGUUAUGAUGAAAGCGGCUGAAGCACAAACAGUUAAAGCAAAACUUACAGCGCCGAUGGAGGUUGAUUUCGCCAAAUGCGAGUGCUGUGGAUUGACGGAGGAAUGUACUCUGUCGUAUAUAGAAACAAUCCGGCAGCGGUACCAAGGGAAUUGGAUUUGUGGAUUGUGUGCGGAGGCUAUCAAGGACGAGGUCAUUCGAUGUGAGAGGUUGAUUACUGCGGAGGAGGCAUUGAAUCGUCAUCUCAAUUUCUGUAAGAAUUUCAGUUCGUCUCGUCCGCCAUUGAAUCCGACUGUUCAUUUAAUCGAUGCGAUGAGGCAGAUUUUGAGGCGGAGUUUUGAAUCUCCGAAAUUGAUUAGGUCGAUGUCUAGUAGUCCGGUGGAGAGUAGCGGAGAGAUGAAGAUGAAGCACACGGUGAUUGUUCGAUCGGAAAGUUGUAUUCCUGCAAUUUCUUUAGUGGAUUCGAGUUCGUUUCAUGCUAUGGGAUUGGAUGGAGGUUGUGAAUGAAACAGAACAGAGCAAAUUGGGAGUUUUUGUUUUAUGGAAUGGAAUAGUACUUGCUCUAAAAGGAUUUAAACUGUUGGUCAUGCUUUUUCAAUUGUUAUACUUACUACUUUUUCCAACAGGUUUUUGCAGUUUUGAUUAGUUUUCCUUUUGUAUCAUGUAAAUAUUUAUUUAUGCGAAACCAUCUUUUCGCUAAGCUAUAAUCUUGCCUCUUGAAAUUUGUGUGGUUCUAAUGUAUAAAGGAGUUGUGCCGAUGCAACAAUGAGGAGGCGUGACUCGUGAGAGAUGGACAUGACAACACGUUCUUGAUAAGACGGUUUGAUACAUGACCCUUGAUAGAAAGGUUUAAAGGUCGAGGAUUAUGGUAGAAGGUUAGCAGGUAGGCUUGUGUUGUAGCACCUUUUUGUAGGAGAGAACGGAGCUUGUCCUCUCUUCUUCUUUUCUCUUUAUUAAUGUUUAGUACUUGCAUAGUAUCUUGUAGUUCGUGUUCUAUUGUUAGUUAUUGCUCUGGGUUAAGAUUUGCAUAUAUUCUGUUCUCUCUCCUAACACGAGAUAUAUUGUUGUAAUAUUCUUGGUUCUAUUACAACAUGUUUGUGCUGUUCAUUGCUCUAA